Ipomoea triloba (trilobed morning glory) is the source of this 1729-nucleotide messenger RNA. RefSeq lists its product as uncharacterized. Bases 683 to 1528 code for a protein of 281 amino acids. The transcript has 5 exons. NCBI's taxonomy places the organism in Eukaryota, Viridiplantae, Streptophyta, Magnoliopsida, Solanales, Convolvulaceae. The record is from RefSeq and is a predicted model, not a curated record.
UUUCGUGGGGUGGGAAUCCGAAUUACUGAAACAGAGGGAACAAAUGGAGAUCACGUCGGGAGGGUUUGGUCGUGGACCGAUUGUGGAGCUGAUGCGUCCGAUGAAAAAGGAUAUUAGGAUACGAGUGACCGACAAAGCACGUACAGUUGCAGCAGGUAUCCAAGAACUUGUACAGUUACUACGUGAAGCUGAAAUGACGACGGACAAAUCUGAUGAUAACACCAAGCUCUGGGACACUGCUAGAUCCCUAAUUGGGAUACACCCUACCCCAGGCGUGCAUGCCCAUGUGCCACCACCAUCUCUCUGCACCAACGGGGCCCAACCCGAUGACGACUUCUACUCCAACCCAGACUUCUUGAAUGCGGUGGAGGAGAUAGAGCGUGCGGUUCACGAGCGGAAUGCCCUCUCGAAUGGGACGUCAUUUACCUUGGGGGGCGAUCACGGUGCGGGUUCUUCACAUGUGCACUAGACAACCCACAUUGCUCCUUGUGUUGAGCGUGCCGCGGUAAUUAGAACACGGUCGGCAACCAAAGACUUCAGCGCUAACCCAUCUGCACAGCCAAGUUCGAGUGCUCUACAUAGCCGGACACACCACCCUGUUCGUGAUGAUUGUGUUAUAACCGCGCCCUAGGUAUUCAACACUGUAUGGAUCAUUACUCUGCAAACACUUGUUGUAUUCAAGAUGCUCUUAAUGAUUGUUCUGCAGGUUCUUUCCUCGGUGAUAGAAGUACCCACGUCUACUACUACACACCUCACGGGUAGUGCCCCGCUGAAAGCGCUCAAAACACCUCAGGAAGCUAAUCAUCCCCCAACUCCAGUUGUCACCAAGCUUACACACCAUAUUGCCACGGUCGAAGAGAUGGAGAAUGCAGUUCACGACCGGGAUGACAUCUUUGAUGUGCCAUCAUUUAGCUUAGGGCUAACACAGGGUGCUGGCAACUCACCCGUGCGCCAGAGGACACCCUUUGGUACUUCUGAACAGCGUCCCUCAAUAAGCAAUGCAACGACUACGGUAAUUACAACACGGUCGGCGGCCAAACACAACACCGUCAAACCAUCUGCACAAACAAGCCCUGGUGGUACACCUUCCCUGUCACACCUCUCUGUUCCUGACGAGGGGGUAACCACCACCCCACAGGUAUUCAAAACUGUAUGGAUGGAUACGCUGGGAACACCCAGUGUAUUGAAGUUGCUACUAACACUCGUUUUGCAGGUCGUGGUCCCGGUCCCAAGACCACUAACGUCAACUACCAGUUAUUGCACGGGUCGUGCACCGCUAAAACUACUAAAACCAUUGCGAGAGGGAAAGCAUCCUCCGACUCCAGUGGUCACGAAGCUUUUACACCAUGUCGGCCAGGUGGGGGGCUGCCCUACGUGGACUGUACCCAAUCAGACUUAUGUGUACCGCUGGGUUGUCGACAACGUCAAGGACAACAGGGAUGAUGAGUUAUUCCGCUAUAAGGACUACAAGGCAACAUGGGGGGCGUUGCUACUUUGCAGGAGGGGUCCAAGGUUGCGUAUAGAGUAGUGGACGCUUGGGCGUGCGUGCUAAACUACCGAGAGCUUACCAAAGGCGCUGGUGCCCCUAACAGAUUUUUUGCGUCCACCAAAAUAGCGGUAUGUUCUUCUUGACUAUAUAUCUCAACUACGAAACGUAACUAUGCCAUUGCCUAACAUUGUUUGUGCACGACCAACGCAGCUGCAAUCGGCAGUCAACCACACAGCUCUC